CGAGUUUAAGUCUACCACCAAUAGAUAGGUUUAUCUGCGAAUAUCAUCAGGCCUGCCGUUUCUUGCAGCUAAUUAGGCCGGGGAAAUCUGGACAACUGUUCUUAGUCUAGAUCUCGAGUGAAAACGAAUGUUCUUGCAGAUUUCAAGGGCAGAUGUGAUAUAGGAUAUAGCAUAGCGCAAUUGAUUUAUCAGUUGUGAACGCGAAAGGUAGUGUUAUAGACUGGAGGAACUAAAAUUCAUAACAAAAUUAAUGUACUUCUGGAUUAAGAUAUAACAUGUUGGACUGAGCCAAUUAUGAGCGACCGCGACGAUAUCACCCCUGAACCAAAUGCGACGCUGUCGUGUCGACCGAAGCACGACAAACCGCGCCUGAGACGUUCUAAUGCAUUGAGCGACUCCGAUGAUGACGUUUACGAUAAAUGUAAUAAUAAAGCUGAUAAUAAACACACUCAUGAUGACCAUCACAAGGACAAAAAGUCAAAACCGAGAGGACUGAAAAAACUAUUUAGGUCUAUGACACUCGGUGACAAGAUGAGAAUUCCCGGACAAACUAGUCCGAAUAAACAUUUUGAAAAUUUUAACGGUGCGCUAUCAUCAAGACGUCACACUGUAAUGGAAUCAGACAUCAAACUCCCUGAUGAUUUAGACGAAUCGCCGAAAGUGCCGAAAAAGAGCAAACUGUUGCGUCGAUCGUCAAUUGCGGAAGGUGGACUCGGAGAGUUCAAAUGGUGGGAAGAACCCGGUGAUGAAUUAAAACGUAUUGAUGAAACAAUAACUGAAGAUAAAGUUCUUAAAGUUGCCAAACAUCCUAAAUCUAGUACCGGUGAUGAUGCUGAAACGGAUGACGAUGAAGAUGAAGCUCACGAUGAUGUAUUCAAUGAGCGUCGACAUAAACCAAAAAACAUUCAACGCCCGGGUGACAUUGCCCCCGGUAAGGACCCUCGCAGACGUACGAAGCGUUCAGACUCCAUCGCAGAAGGAGGGAAGGCCGAGUUUAAUUGGUGGGACGAGAGUUUGGAUGAAGAAGACGAGUCAUCCGCUCCGAUAGGGCCCAGGUAUGGACGUGGAAGAGGCAAGAAUCCAAAAAGUGUUGGGUUUCUCAUGGACGUUUUGGCAGUUGCCUCAGUGGGGACUUUCUCUUAUAGAAUAUACGAAAAGCCUAAUAAGGUUUUGGACAGAUAUGAUUUUGACUAUUGGUUCGAUGAUUACGGUUGGGGGUACGGUGAACGCCCAAAUGACGUUUAUGGUCCAUCGGGUCGUAAACGGCACAGUCGUUCAUUAGAAGAUUCUUAAAAAGACACAUGAUAUUAAAAACAGCAAUGUAAGAGACAACAAAGAAUACAGACAGCUAUUUAGAAUUCAUUUGAUUAAAAUGACAUGAUUUUUAACAUUAAAUUUGAAUUAAUUCUGACGUGGCCGUUUUGAUUUGAACAAA
This is a messenger RNA of Owenia fusiformis, 1435 nucleotides long. The record is from the annotation of a GenBank genome assembly. NCBI's taxonomy places the organism in Eukaryota, Metazoa, Annelida, Polychaeta, Sabellida, Oweniidae.